This is a messenger RNA of Anopheles coustani, 2865 nucleotides long. RefSeq names its product neuroligin-4, Y-linked (gene Nlg3). Bases 22 to 2865 code for a protein of 947 amino acids. Gene Ontology annotation, cellular component: postsynaptic membrane; cell surface; synapse. The record is from RefSeq and is a predicted model, not a curated record. Gene Ontology annotation, biological process: chemical synaptic transmission; neuron cell-cell adhesion; postsynaptic membrane assembly. The transcript has 11 exons. Gene Ontology annotation, molecular function: signaling receptor activity; neurexin family protein binding. Lineage: Eukaryota; Metazoa; Arthropoda; Insecta; Diptera; Culicidae.
AUCGACUCGAAUAAAGUAACCAUGCUGCCAGCAACGGUGAUUAUUGUUGUGGUUGUUUUCGCCGUCUUGCUGGUGAUUCCUCCGACUAGUGCCGCCGGAUCCGGAAGCAGCAGCAGUAGCAGCAGCAGCAGCAGCAGCAAUAGUAAUAGCAACAGCAUGGAUGAGAACGAAACGCUCAAGAAAGCCACCAGCUCGCGGAUCGUGCACACGAAGUACGGUUCCGUUUCCGGCACGAUCGAGCACCUGGACGGGCGCCACCUGGAUCCGGUGGAGGCGUUUCGUGGUAUACCGUACGCGUCACCGCCCGUGGGCAACCUGCGCUUCAUGCCCCCGGUGACCGGGGCCCUCUGGUCGGGUGUGAAAAAGGCAGACAGAUUCAGUCCCGUCUGCCCGCAGCGGCUGCCCGACAUCUACAACGAAACGGCCGCCCUGGAACGGAUGCCCCGCGGCCGGCUGGAGUAUUUGCGGCGGCUUCUACCGUACCUGCGCAACCAAUCGGAGGACUGUCUCUAUCUCAACAUCUACGUGCCGACUCAAGCCGGAUCUCGUGAGAGUUCAAACUCGCAAAAGUUUGCUGUGAUGGUGUUCGUCCACGGCGAGUCAUACGAGUGGAACAGCGGCAAUCCAUACGAUGGAUCCGUUUUAGCCAGCUAUGGACAAAUUUUAGUAGUUACAAUCAAUUAUCGUUUAGGAAUUUUAGGAUUUUUAAAUGCCAACGUUGACCGGUUCUCGAAAGCGCCGGCCAACUACGGCCUGAUGGAUAUCAUCGCUGCCCUGCACUGGAUACAGGAGAACAUCGAUGCCUUUGGUGGGGAUCCGAAAAGCGUUACCCUUGCGGGGCAUGGUACUGGAGCGGCGUGUGUGCAUUUUCUGAUUGCUUCCGCAGCCGUUCCGGAAGGAUUACUGUUCCAUCGGGCCAUCAUGAUGUCCGGAUCGGGACUGGCACCGUGGUCGCUGGUCGGGGAGCCGGCCAAGUUUGCGGCGUACGUCUCGCACCACGUAAACUGCUCGCCCGACCUACCUCAUCAGCUGCUGCUGAAGUGCUUGCGGGACAAACCGCUCGAGGACAUCCUGUCCACCAGCGUGCGUGCCCCAGACUUUGGCAACGCGUUCGGGCCCAGUGUUGACGGUGUUGUUAUAGACACCGGCGAGAUCCAGCAGAUGGACGGGACGCACUACAGCGACUACAAUGGCAUUCCGUCGGCAACGAAACCAUCCGCUCAUAUCCACAACACGCUCAACACUAUCAACGCGAUACUGUUGCGCAAACUAGCUAUUAACAAAUUGUCCAGGUACGACCUUCUCGUGGGCGUCACGAGGGCGGAAGCGUACUUUGCCUUCAACUCGGAGGACGUUCAGUACGGCAUAGAGGCGGACCGGAGGGCGAAGAUCCUCAAGAACUACGUGCGGAGCACGUACAGCUUCCACCUCAACGAGAUCCUCGCCACGAUCGUGAACGAGUACACGGACUGGGAGCGCCCGGUGCAGCAUCCUAUCAAUAUACGAGAUGAAACGCUGGAGGCCCUCAGUGAUGCCCGGAUCGUCGCACCGGCCGUCCAAACGGCUGACCUACAUUCCGCUGACCAUCGCAACUCGUUCCUGUACGUGUUCGACUACCAGACCAAGUUCGGCGAUUUUCCUCAGCGACAAGGCUGUAUCCAUGGCGAGGAUCUCCCGUAUCUGUUCGGAGCACCGCUGGUCGGAGGGUUCAAUCAUUUCACGCGAAACUACACCAAGUCUGAAAUCGCCCUCUCGGAGGCCGUUAUGAUCUACUGGUCGAACUUUAUCCGCACCGGCAAUCCAAAUGAGCAACUGGAAAACGACCACGUGCGGGACCGGACGCGGUUCAAGAAUAUCGAAUGGACGCCGUACGAAAGCGUCCACAAAAAAUUUCUCAAUCUCGACACGAAGCCAAAGCUGAAAAACCACUACCGGGCGCAUCGGUUGUCGUUCUGGUUGAACCUGGUGCCGGAUCUGCACAAACCGGGCAACGACGACGUCCCGAGUGCGCAUCACGAGCUGGAGGCGGACGACGAGGAACCGGCGCCCAUCAUGCCUACGGUGAAACCGCUCAAUCCACCCCAGCGGGACCCUUCCACAGCGAAUGGCAACUUCUCGCUGUUCACCACGCAGGUCUUCUCGCUGCUCAACUUCUCUUCCUACGGCAGUGUCUUCCCGAACGGUACCCGCCAUCAUCCAGCGCGGCCCGUACUCCCGGUGACGGCCGAGUCUUCCGAGGGUGGUGACGAUGAUGGCACGGGCCAGGGCGGAGCGGGUGGCACCGGUGGCAUCUCUUCUUCCAGCGAGGACGGCUUUGCCGCGUACAGCACGGCCCUCAGCGUCACGAUAGCGAUCGGGUGCAGUCUGUUGAUCUUGAACGUACUCAUCUUCGCCGGCGUGUACUACCAGCGGGACAAGACGCGCUUGAACGAACCGCGAAGCGGUGGCCACGGGGGCGUCGGCAGUGUGGGCCAUGGGACGCUCAAGAAGCGCAACGAGAACGGCCAGAUGCCGAACAACAUCUGCGGCGAGCUGGAGAGUCUGACCAUCCACGCGAAGAGUGGCGAUCCGGCCACCAUCUUGGGCCACCAUCAUCCGGCCCUGCAGCACCAUCAGAUGCCUCCGCCGGAGUUUGCCGAUCUGCCGCAGCGCGCUCCCCCACCACCGAAGCACCUGAAGUCCGUCCCGACGGGCGGUGAGGGUGGGGGCGGAAUGCUGCCGGCACCCGCACUCCAGCUGAUCGGCAGCAACUGCGGGACGCUGACGAAGAAGAGCUGCGUCAAGUCGAACCUCAACUCGACCGGGAUGGGCGUCGGCGGCCAGCAUCCGUCGCAAAACGUCACCAUGGAUGAGCUGCGCGUGUGA